AUGCUGGACCACAUGCUGAAUGGCUACAAGAUCAAAGCCGGACCUAUGGAAGGAGAGAUGAAUGCAGUCAUUCUGUUUCUGUCUGGUCUGGAGAAUGUUGAGGUGUACCGAACAGAAUGGUGCAUCUGUGCUCCCGAGGAAGAUUUGGCAGGGUCUAUCGACCUGGUUCUCAAAGACAAGGGCACCGAUUUUUUUCAUCUCGUCGAUUGGAAACGGAGUGAGAAGCUGCAGGACAAGUACAACAGUUAUGGCAAGAAAAUGGCUCCUCCUAUCCAGGAUGUAGAUGACUGCCAAGGACAGCAUUAUCGGUUGCAACUCAACAUCUACAAAUGGAUCUUAGAGAACUACUAUGACAUCAAGGUGCAGCAGAUGAAAGUCGUAUGUGUACCUCCACGUUAUCUUCCACAUGGACUCGUUGACAUUGUUCCGGAUAUGCAAACUACUGUUGCCAAGAUGAUGCAAUGCUGUCGGGACAAGAAAGCUGCCAUCUUCAUGCAAAAGGGUGAAGGUGAGCUUGGUCCUAGCCAGGCCAACGACGUCCCCCCAACCAAAGAUGAAAUGGAGAUUGCCCUGGAAGAGCUCAUGUUGGAGGAAGAGGAUUACCACAAGCGAGAGGCAGAUCUCCGGAACCUCGUCAAACCCAGGAAGAGCGCCAUGACGAACAUUCGUGCGGAUAUCAUCAAGCUGGAGAAGGAGAUCAAGGAGGCGAACGAGGAACUGUCCGUGGACUUCGACUCAGGUGGUGGAGCAGGGAUGCUGAGUAUCAGCCAAAGCGAUCUUGUGCUGAUGAUGAGACAGAUGAUGGAAGCAACAACAGCGGCGAGUACAGCCGCGCAAGCAGCGCUGGCCACAGCAACCAAGGAGCGCAAAUCAGGUCCGAGUGCUGCCAAGAAUGUGAAUCGUGUGUGCGCAGGUGCCGACGAGGAAAGAUGUGGUGGAAGCCAUGCAGCCCAGGGUUUGUUGGACUUUGGUGACCUCGUGAAGGUCCUAGCCCUUAACCCGCACGGGUACCCUAAGCUUCCCAAUCUUCAGCCGGUGACCACAGCUGUGUGCCAUGACCUAGCAUGCACAGAUGGGGAUGGAGAGUGGACAAUCUGUCAUGGCGAAUCUCUUGAUUUGCAAUGUGCUGCACCCGACAACGCCAGAAAGCCUUGCCCUGUCGAGUUGCCUGACCGUGCAGAGGCCAUCGAGGCCUUGGAUGCAGCCACAGCAGCCAGAAGUUUGUGUGCCGUGCAGCGUUCCAGCGGCGCGGCAGCGCACGCCGAACCGGUUGACAUCGAGGUUGUUGUGGACUCAGGGUCCGAUGCUUCUUGCUUGCCGAUGAGUUGGGGAACGAUCGGGCAAUCCGGCGGUGCCGACUCCCAGUGGUACCGCGAUGCCCAAGGAAACCGCAUAUCAGGCCGAGAGAUGCGCACGGCCACGAUCGAGAUUGCUGGGGUAAAGUUCCGUGAGCAUUGGCUGCUUUCGAGCGUUACCCAGCCUCUCUUUUGUGUUGGCAAGCUGAUGAAGCGAAACGGUUGGGACAUCAUCCAUGAUGCUGACAGGGUUCCACACCUCACGAGCCCUGAUGCUAGAGUCCGCGUCCCACUGUUUUACAAGAACUACAGCUUGCAUGCAAAAGGUUUCAUCCGAGGAGUCACGGCCUCCGAGGCCGAUGGUCAGCCAGGCAUCAGAGCACUUGAGAUUUCAGGCCCAUGGCUUGAGUUGUCUGAGGAAUUUCAUGAAGUUGCUCCUCUUGUGUAUGCCCGGCGGGACUUCAGCGAUUGCUUCGUUGAUUGUUCAGUGGCAUUGUCAGUGCCUCACCUGAGCCUUGGAGUGCAGUACCGCACGACGCUUGUGCAGGACGGUUCGAAUUGGAAUGUCAUCGAGUUGAAUCAGGAUCUGUCUUUGCUUGAACAGCCCGAAGCUGGGUUUGAGCCGAAGCAAACGCGGCAUGUGAUCACCAUUGCGUCUUGUGACAAGAUCGAUGUUGAUGUGCUGUUCAAUCAACCUGCAGUCGGCCCGCCCGAGGCCGAGGAUGCAAACAUGUCUGAUGCAGGGCUUCCUGAGUUCCCUGCUGAGUCCCUUGAUGAAUUGCUUGAAGAUGCGCCGGCCGGAGGGAUUGGAGAGGUUGACCCGAGUGAAGCCCCCAUCGGUGCCGACGCAAGUGCAGCGCCAGACAACUCAGAGCCCGCCAGAGGCCACAUCGUUGUUGAUGGAGUUGAGCUGCAUGAAGGUUGCAAUCUUAAGACAUUGCGUGCUGCGUGCAAAGCUCUAGGCAUAGGCCAGAGUGGCGGCAAAGCCACGGUGUUGUCGAGGAUAGCAAGCCAUCUUGACAAGCUUAAGUUGCUGGAGCGUCACCAAGUCCAGCAUGAUUCGAUUGCUUUGCAAAGCGAGCCGCGUCAGCAAGCCCCAGUAGCUUCUCCGACGCCCGAGCAAAUCAGAUUGCACUGCCUGAAUCACAUCCCGUACCAGCCAUGGUGUGAGCACUGCAUCAAGUUCCAGGCCCGUGCUGACAAGCACACACAAGCCAGGCCCGAGACCAGACAGUGCAGCGUGUGUUCAUUUGAUUAUUGCUUUACUGAGAGGCCUGAUGGUGAACGCGGGGAAAAGCUUAUUUGCUUAAUUGCCAAGGAUGCCCACACUGGUGCCUGUGCUGCUAUCCCUACACCUGCCAAGGGAGGUUCGAUAGCUUUUCGUUUUCUAGUUGCCGAGCUUUGCAAGUUCAUCAGCUUUUGCGGUCAUUCUGAAGUCACCCUGCGAUCUGACGGCGAGCCCACUUGCCGAGCGCUGCAACAGGGUGUAAAGGACUUUAGGGAUAAGCUUAAGCUUGUUACGCACCUUGAGCAAGUCGAGAAGGACAGCCAUGAAGGCAAUCCAGCAGAGCAGGCAGUCGAGCAGCUCAGACAAUUGACCGGGACACUUUUGUCUCAGGUCGAGCAUGAAAUGGGCCAGAAAAUUUCAACGAUGUCCCCGGUCCACGCGUGGGCUUGGAAGUAUGCAGCAGGGUUGCACACCAGGUAUGCGCGGACUGAAGCGCACAGCCCCUUCGAGAUCAUCACCGGCAGACCAUAUCUUGGCAAGCUAGUGAAUUUCUGCGAAGUUGUGUAUGCAAGAGUGAAGUCUUCAAUCAAAGGUAAAGCCCGUUGGGUCAAGAUGAUUUCGCUUGGAAAGCUUGGAAUUUCAGAUCUGCAUUUUGGGGCCACGCAAGGAGGUUUUCUGAUUUCCAGCCGGAGUGUGCGGCGAUUGCCUAAGCAAUUUGACGCGAAUUUUCUUGAGUACGUUCACGACAUGCCUUGGACACAAGCCUCGUUCCUGGCGGGGCAGUCAGGGCAGUCGAGGCUCCAGAAGUCGAUUGCAGGCAAGAGUGAGGAGGCCAGCGACCAAGCCAAGUUGCCAGAAGUCGUUGCCAAUGAUGGGCCGAGGCCCAUGCUGCGUCCAGAGCCUCUUGUGCCAGAUGAUACUGCUUUGUCUGCAUUUCUUCCGCCACCUCCAUUGCUGAUUUCGCCAGAGCCUCCGACCCCUUUGCGAGUGAACCCCUCGCUUGGCCGAGCUACUGAGCCUGCCACACCGGCCGAUAUGCUUCCUGCAUUGUCACCUGUUCCGGAGUCUCCAGCGCCUAUGCUGGUCGAAGAGAGUGCAAGCGCUGGCGGGGAUGCGCCAAUACCACCUGCUGCCGCAAGCAGCAGCGAUGGAUCUGCCAGCACUGGCGGAACAGUUCGCCCGGCACCUGUGCAGGCCGAGCCACCGGCCCGAAAGCGACUGAGGCUAGAUGCUGUUCAGACAGAUGCAAGCGGAAAUCAGUUGUUUCAUCAAGAUGAAGAGGUUGUCCUUGAAGGUGAGGUAGCCGAAGAAUAUCUUGAAUGUGCUGAUGCAGCUGACUGGGUUGAGUAUGAAAGUGAAGCCGAGCUUGAAGUGCCAUCUUGUUUGAUUAGGCCAUUUUCUGAAAGUGAACCAAUUUGCAGCCCUGCACAACUUGAUGAAAUAGAUGCUGUAGCAGAUGCAUUUGAGUUUCAGCGGCUGUCUGGAAUUGGGGUCAUAAGUGAAGUGCCUGAUCGACUUGAAGGCCAUAGAACGCUUACGACCAAAAGCGUGCGGACAUGGAGGCCAAAAGUCUACAAAGGAUCGAAAGUUUGGCUGAGGCGUUCGCGCCUCGUGGCGCGGGAGUAUGCACACUUAGAUCCUGAUAGGCCUGGGUUGUUUUGCCCAACAACGAACCAGAUUAUGCUGCGUGUGAUUCCAGCGCUCUUUCUGAGACGCCGUGAGGAAGGCUGGUCGAUGCUAGCGCUCGAUGUGAGCGAUGCUUUUCUCCAGUGCAGCCAGCAGCAUCCGACGGUCACCCGCAUAGGUGAUAAGUGGUUCAAGUUGUGGCGGAUGCUCCCCGGACAACGGGACGGAAGUGUGACAUGGUACAAUGAUUUCACGAAUGAAAUGAAAGUCGCUGUCGGAGUUGAAUUGCUUCCCGAAAGCCCCGCAUUGUUCAGACUGCCCAGUGGAGCAGGCGGAGGCUAUGUGCAUGUGGACGACAUGCUGGCUGCCGGCCAGACUGAACGGUUGCAGGUUCUUGAAAGUCACUUGAAGUCAAAGUUUAAGGUGUCUAGCGAGUGGCUUGAGCACAUAGGAGAUCAAGUAUCUUUCUUGAAAAGGCGCCACAUCCUUGUAAGCCCCACUUUGCUAGUGAUAGAGCCUGACAUCAAAUACCUUGAUCGCCUCAUGCAAGUCACCGGGUUAGCAAAUGCAAAAGAAAGGUACAAAGCAGCUCCGUUUCCGACCGGAGGUCUGCCCACUGAGCUCGCAUCUGAUCGUGAGUUAGAUGCAGCCACUGCCAGCCGGUAUCGUUCAGGUGUCGGUAUCCUCGCUUAUAUGUCCUCAGACCUUGUGGCGUGUCAAUUUGCGAUUAGAUACCUGACUACCUAUUCUCACUCGCCUACUGAAGGAUCAUGGAAGUUGUUGCGGCAUGUUGCAUCGUACAUCAAUUGCCAUCGCAACCAUGUGAUCGGGCUCUCGAAGCCUGUGUCCGGCAAGGGCCUCGUGUGCGACAGGUCCCGCGAGGAGAAUACGACCGUGCUUGAAGUUUGUUCAGACUCCGACUGGAGCGGUUGCAAAAGAACAAGGAAGUCCGUGAGCUCUUGUGCGAUUCUCUGGGACAACAUGCUGCUAUAUGCGCAUAGCAAAACCCAGAAGACCAUCAGCUUGAGCAGUGCAGAAUCGGAAUACAAUUCCCUUGUGUCCGCUGCGGCAGAAGGUAUUUUCUUGUCAGCAUGCAUCCGAUUCCUCCUUCCUGAUUACACGCUUGAACAGAUUUGCCUUGUAGACAACUCGGCAUGCCGAGCCCUGGCGUGCCGACAGGGAGUUGGGAAAAUGCGCCACAUCAGUGGUAAACUUCUUUGGCUUCAGCAGAUGACUAAGGACAAUGUGCUGUCCGUAGGGCCGAUCCCUACAGCUGAAAAUGUGUCGGACCUCGGCACAAAGCCGCUGAAGGCAGAGCGGAUUGAAAAGCUGCUAGGCAUGAUUGGAAUCAGAUGUGCAGACAGCAACUAUGGUGUUAUCGGGGAGUCCUAUCUCCUCUCAGCGAGGGACAAACUGCAUGUGUCCAGAGUUGUUAAACAAGGAGCGCUUAGCACCCAGCAAAUCAUCCAAGUUCUAGCCAUGCUUCUCCAAGUUGAUCGCGUCGCAAGUGCAGACGAUGAGCCCAAUACGCAGAAUGCCGAGGACGCCUUGAGCCAGGACGACGACAAUCUUGGAGUGUUUGCACAGAUUCUUGAAUGGUUUGUGUACAUGUGUUACCUUGUGCGCGAUUUUGCACUUGAGUAUCCAACUGGGAUUAUGCUGAUCGUACAACUGCUGAUCUUGAUCAUGUUGUGCUGUACACUGCUGAGUCGAAAUCGCGUUGCAGUGUUGAGGCAGCAAGCUGACAGUGAGGAAAGCAGUGCGGCAAGCAGCAACACACCCACGCCGAGUGUUGCCGUGCAUGUGAAGGCGUUCUUCAGAGUCACAAAAGAUUUUCACGUUCACUUUUUGCCUGCAGUCGUCGCGUAUCGCGUUCCGUGUGCGCUUGAGUUGCCCUCAUGGGCGCACAUCAACGGCAACAUGUGCAAGAUGGUCGUGGAAGCCUGCGCCAAGCGAUGCCCCGAGGCCAUCGUCGGCCUCAUCGUAAACCCGAUCAACUCGGUGGUCCCAGCCAUGGCCCGGCUUUAUGAGAAGAAAGGACUGGACCCGAAGAAGAUCAUCGGUGUGACGACUUUGGAUGUCGUUCGAGCCAACAAGUUCGUUUUCGAGGCCACCGGCGCUCCAGUCGACUCCAUCAAUGUGCCGGUUAUCGGCGGUCACGCCGGGAAGUCGGUGCUCCCUGUCUUCUCGCAGGAGAAGGCCUCUGCCGGCUUGCCGCUGGACAAGCGGAAGCUGCUGGACGUCCGACUUCAGGAAGCAGGUGCCGAGGUCGUGCGCGCGAAGAGCGGAAAGGGCAGUGCUACGCUUUCCCUUGGCUACGCAGGGUAUCUCCUCGGCAGCGCGGUGCUGAAUGGUCUGGCAGGCAAACGAUCGACAGAGUGCGCGUACGUGAAGUCCAAUGUUACGGAGCUCGAGUUCUUCACUUCCCCCGUGACCUUCGGGCCAAGGGGCGUCGAGAGGGUGCACCCUGUUCCGCGGUUGGACAACUACGAGCAGGAGCGCCUAGCUGAAGCCAAGACAGUUCUGAAAGAGGAGAUCGACAUUGGUCUCGAGUUUGCGCAAGAGAAUGAGCUGAUCUUUUAG
Symbiodinium sp. CCMP2592 is the source of this 6732-nucleotide messenger RNA. NCBI's taxonomy places the organism in Eukaryota, Dinophyceae, Suessiales, Symbiodiniaceae. The record is from the annotation of a GenBank genome assembly.